Messenger RNA from Aplysia californica (California sea hare), 6023 nucleotides. RefSeq names its product protein phosphatase 1 regulatory subunit 12A. Lineage: Eukaryota; Metazoa; Mollusca; Gastropoda; Aplysiida; Aplysiidae. The coding region runs from base 66 to 3692 and encodes 1208 amino acids. The transcript is spliced from 24 exons. Gene Ontology annotation, molecular function: phosphatase regulator activity; enzyme inhibitor activity; protein kinase binding. Gene Ontology annotation, cellular component: cytoplasm. The record is from RefSeq and is a predicted model, not a curated record. Gene Ontology annotation, biological process: signal transduction.
ACGGGCACUAGAUGGCGCCUGGGGUCAAGUAAGGAAAGAAGUCAACUGGGCUAUUCUGACAAAACAUGAUGGCGGACGAGAAACAAAUGAGUGCCUUGUAUCGAAGGCACGAGCAAUUAAAGCGCUGGAAAAAUUCGGAUACUAAUUUGGAGCCAGGAUCACCUAAGAGAGAGAACAAAAAAGUCAAAUUUCAAGAUGGCUGUGUAUUUUUAGCUGCCUGUUCAAGUGGGGACAGGGAAGAAGUGAAAAAACUUCUGGAACGAGGAGCAGACAUCAACACAGCAAAUGUCGAUGGACUGACUGCCUUACACCAGGCCUGUAUAGAUGACAAUCUUGAAAUGGUGGAGUUCCUGGUGGAGAUGGAAGCUGAUGUGGACGUCUGUGAUAACGAGGGCUGGACCCCUCUCCAUGCCACUGCCUCCUGUGCAUUCACAGAAAUUGCCAGAUAUUUAAUCAACCAUGGGGCAAAUGUGGCUGCAGUCAACAAUGAUGGUGACCUACCUGUUGAUAUUGCAGAGAAUGAUGAAAUGGAAAAUCUAUUAGCAGAAGAAAUGAAAAAACAAGGUAUCGACGCAGACUCAGCGCGGCGCGAGGAGGAGGAGUGCAUGCUGGAGGACGCCAACCAGCUGCUGCGGGACCAGACGAAGGAGGACGUGAGGCAUCCAAAGACCGGAGCCACCGCUCUGCAUGUGGCCGCUGCCAAAGGCUACUUGAAAGUCAUGAAUGUUCUCUUGGAAGCUGGUGUAGAUGUAAAUGCUGAAGAUUUGGACGGGUGGACGUCUCUACACGCUGCUGCCCACUGGGGACAGGAUGAAGCCUGUAAAAUACUAGUAGAGAACAUGUGUGAUAUGAACCAUAAGAACAACGCAGGUCUUACUGCUUUCGACUUAGCAGAAAAAGACAUGCUUAAACUUCUAGAGGAAAUGAAAGAGAAACAAGCCACACUCAGAACGAAACAUGAAAUUGACACGGAUAUUAUAAUGCACUCAGGGCCAGGACAGAGGCGAAGGAGCUCUGUGACGCGUAUGUCCGGGGAUCAGAAGCAGAACGUUAUACACCGUAACACAGAGGAAGAACGGGCAGCCCUGGUCGCCCAUCACCCCAGCAAGAACACAGAGGAGAAGCUUCACAACAACCUUGCUGGCACGGCUGAGACGAUAUCAGAAGAAAACGAGACAGAACGUAAAAACGAGAAGAACAAACUAGUGUCUCAACAGCCACAGCCACCCUCGCCGGCCGCCACAAUCACCACCUCCAUCACCUCCACCACCUCAUCCUCGUGGUCCCGCCCGUCCAGCAUCGCCUCGUCGGCGCCCACCGCAGAGCUACGACGACCAGAUAUGCCAAAAAUAGACGAGCUCUCAGAGCUCGAGCGUCCGUCAUCAGUGCCCGUCUCGUUGCCGGCGGCGACAGUCACCACCACCACCCCAGCAGCAGAGCCCCCUGCGCCCAGUAGCACCACCGCAUUGUCCCCACCCUCCUCUUCCACCUCCACCUCCUCCUCCUCCACCACCUCCUCUUCCUCCUCGUCCCAGCCCUCCUCCAGCAGUAUUGACACAUCUGUUCUAUCGCCCAAGCCUAGUGUGUCUAUUUCGAGCUCUGACAAAGCUGCAGAUCUAAAUAAUGACUCAUCCGUACAAGCCUCUGUUGGCCAGUCCAGCAGCCCUGUCAGCUCCGCUAGAGACCUGGUGUCUCGCUCUAUUAGCGUCCCUGCACGUCUGCCUACCCAGAAGGGUGCAUCUUCCUCGCUUUCGUCAACCUCCUCAACAACAACAUCAACAACAACUCCCUCCAGCCCGUCUGCGACCAGUGCCAACGAGCUCUCGGUGCCCUCGUGGCGCCAGGGCUUGCGGAAGACAGGCAGCUCCUCUAUGGUCCAUGACUGGAUGGCAGAAAGUGACAGUAACUCCCUGCCGCGGUCGGCCUCCAGCCCCCGGCUGGUGCACGACUCUAGAUUAGAUGCUCUCCAAGAGCGACUGGCUGCACGCCGCCCGCUGUCCAGCACGGGCUCCACGACUUCAGCAACUACAACAGGCACACCCACCUCCAGCACAGAGACAGACUCACGCCCCGGAGACAGAAACAGUUUCACGUUCGGACAGAGUUACCUAGGAUAUAGGAGCAACUAUGGAAGCAGGUCGGGCAACUACGUGCCCUAUUAUCAGCGGCAGCAGCAGCUACAGCAACAGCGUGACGGCACCGCAACAACGACGGCAUCCUCCUCGGCUUCUGUGUUGAGCCCGUCAAUUUCUAGUAGCACUAGCAAUAGGCUGAGUGGUCACCAGGAGGCAGCGGGCAUCUAUGGCUCCGGUGCUAAUAGCAGCAUGGCCUCCUCGCCCCUCGCCAACCCCACUACCGCUUCCAACAACACCUCUAGCACCACCUCUACUACCAACUCAGUAUUCAGAAGAUCGUUUGCUCCACCUACCAGAGAUGAGGAGACAGAAACUCAGAGGAAAGCGAGAGCGAAACACGCCCGGCAGACUCGUCGAUCAACACAGGGCGUGAGCCUGGAAGACAUUGAGAAGGCGGAGGAAUCGCUGAGGUCCAAUGAGCCGGCCAAGGUGCCCAAGGACAGCGUGGACGGCCCCGCCUCGUCGGCCCGCAGCAGCAGCAGCAUCAUCAGCAGCAGCAGCGCCUUGGACCGGGACAGCAACCACGUGCUCUCCAGCACAGGGGGCGUUCCCACCGCCAGCACGGCCACCACCACCUCCUCCAGCGUUUCGUCGGCCGUGCCCUCCGGGGACUCGUCGUCCUCCUCCUCCAGGGAGGACCGCUCCAUCAUGUCUGGAUACCGGCGGAGGGCCACCGAGGACAAGUCUGAUACGUCUUCAGCAGAUGCCCCACCCACCAGGAGUAGUUACAGACGGGCCCGAGAGGACAGAGAUCUCAAUUCCUCAUCAGGUCUCUCCAGUUCAGACCUUACCUCGAAUUACAUCCCUAGAAGUCAGAGAAACAGUGCCCUCCUAUCAGACCCCACCUCCGCAUCCUCAUCCUCUACUAGUCAAGGUCUUCUGAGGUCAACAUCGCUACGGUCUAGCCGGCUGCGGAAUGGGGACGCAGACAUCCCCCCAACUACACCCAGAGCCGAAGAGAAAGAUGAUGCCAAGAAGGAUGAUAGCAGUUCUCAGGGAGGCAAAGAAGAAAAGAAGGAGCUUACAGCAGUUCGAGCACGUAGGAACCGGAGAGAAAGACGGUCCACGGGGAUAGUCUAUGAUAAUGAAGGAAACGAGGAGAGUGUACUUGGCAAAGAUAACAAACCAGAGGAGGAUAAGCAAGAUGAUGCUCUUGGCUCCUCAAGGUUCAGUUCCCGAUACAGCUCAAAUUCAGACGUUCCAUCAUCUGACCGUUCCCAGCGACCUGUCUCAUACUCUGAAUUCUCCCGAUCUACAGGCUCCCUCGACCUAGACUACAAAAAGAAAUACGAGGAUGAAAAAAGUGAAAACGACAGAUUGCGGAAAGAACUGGAAGAGACGAAGAAAAAUCUGCUUGAGGCAAAGACAGAGUUAGACAAGGUUAUGAAACAGAAGGAUGCCGUCCGUAACACAGACCGGGACAAGAGAGCAUUAGAAAGGAAAUUGUCGGAGAUGGAGGAAGAACUCAAGAAAAUGGAAGUCCUCAAAGCAGACAAUCAGAGAUUGAAAGAUGAGAAUGGGGCUUUGAUUCGUGUGAUUAGCAAGCUGUCCAAGUAGCCUACCACAGGAUGCAGAGAGAUAGACUUUAUUCCCUUCUCAUACCCACUGUUUUACUUCUUUUUUAUAUAAUUUUUUUUAAAAAUUAAAUUAUUUUAAUUUUUUUUUUUUUGUUGUUGUUUCUUUAUUCUUUAAGGCUUUCAUUUUCCCCUCACCUUCCCUCCUUCCCAAGACCGCUCUUUCGUUGCAAUUGUCAUUUUGUCAUUUUGCUACGUUUAUACUCCUCCCCACCCCCAUUCAAGAUAACUUGACAACUGCUCUCCUCCCUCCCCCUACCCCCCACUUCUCCCUCCAGCCUAGCCCACCCACCACAUGCAAUCAAGACUGUAAUGUCGGAAACCCCUUUUUUCUGCUGACCUUUUCAUAUCAGUGCUUUUGUAUUCUUGAGGUUCAGUUUUCUGUUUUGUUUUGCUACUGGAUAAAUUGUACAUGAUUUCCUGAGUGUGUGUUGUAUUGGUCUUAGUAAUGGAAAAAGUUGAUGGAGCCGGCUGAAGUGCGUUCCAGUCACUUUGAUGACCUUUGUAGAUUUUAGCUCAUCGCUUUGUGUGAAAUAACCCAGUGGAUGUUGAGGAGAUCUUCACUUAUACUUAUAGGGCCCCCUUCAGAAUGAUUUUUCUUCCUUCUCAGCUACUGAUUGUAGAAUGUUCUUGUAGCAGGGGACGUACUUCCUAAUUAUGAGAGAAAUACAACAGUCUCCAUGAUAGUCCCAAGGAAAAGAUAAAAAGAGCUUUCGUUUCGAAAUGAUGGUAAUUUGUUGGUUUGGUCAUAACCUUUUGUGUCAGAACAUUUUUACGAUAAAAAAGCAACGACAGAAAAUGGCUGACGUGUGAACAAAAAACUUUUUCGGACAUGUUUGACGAAAAACAAAAAAGAAGGGGGGAAAAAUGAUGACGAAUUUAUACAUUUGGGAUAAUGUCUGAAUUUAUCUUUAGGUGAAACAUUUGAAGCGGGAAAACUUGUUUUCCUCAAUGUUUUAAAUGUAUUUGCAUUUCCACCUGUAGACUAGCAGGUCUUUCGGUGUUCUGUGAAAGUUCCCAUACCCCGGAUGUGUUGUCCUCUCCCUUGUAGCGGAAAUCUUGUAAUAAAAAAAACCCCUUUGUAAUAGCAAUUUGUUUGCCGCCACUAGUUACUGGUAAAGAUAACAAGUAUCGUGUAUACGGUACCAUGAGUUUUGUGACCUUUUUGUACCUGUGUGGUUGGAUUGUAUCUACUCUUCUAACAUGUUCAACUCCUACUCAAAUAUCUUUACUGUCACGUUUUCUCUCUCUCUCUCCAUUGUACAUGCGAUAGCAAUGUUCUGAACCACUGGAUAACAAUACUCUUUUAUUUGCUUAUGCUGACAAUUUCUUCUUUGACUGGCUGAAGGGCCAUUGGACUCUUUAGCUCAUUUUAUGAUUGUUAGAAUUUUUGACAUCCUAUUGCUUCAAGGAGUAAUGUCUGUUCUUUUUUUGUUAAUGGUCUUAUAGUUAAGAUUUCCGUGGAACCCGCUGAUAAUGUUAUAGUGCUUGUUUGCCGUUUACUAAAGUGUGGAAACCUCGAAGUCUUGUACUGGACUUGGUUUGGGUUAGUUGGAAGCCGGGCAGAGAGGAGCGUCUCCUCGCUUGUGCCUAGAUACUAACGCCUAAGGGGGCAUGCUGCUGCUGUUCACCCGGCAUAGACAGGACAGAAGUUCAGUUCCUACAUUGAGGAAGACAUUUAAUGAGAGCCUUUUCCUCUUACUGUUGGUAGGCAGAAUCCAAUAGUACCAGGUAUAGGGGUGUAAAAUAUUUCUUUCAGUGGAAAAGUGUCGAUUUACUGCCAAUCUUAAAAAAUAAUGUAGGCAGUGAUCAGGGAAUAUUCCACAACUACAGCGUCUUCUUUUGAAAUGCUGAAUAAUUAUCUAAUGUAGAUGUUUACAGUUUUGUGGAAGCAUAUAUUACAGCUCCUGUAAAAAGAAUUUCAACAAGGUUUUUUUUUCCUUCUCCGUGUUUCAUGCAUAGUCUGCUUUCACAAGAAGAGCGACUCUACAUGCGUUGUUUUUUUUUCUCAGAUCUAGCUACAAGGUAAAGGGGUAGGAUGUCGGCCCAGCUGCUGGGAACUUGGCAAUGAAUUCUGCUCAUGUCUGUGGGAACUUAAAGGAACAUUGAAAGUGCUGUGUACUUUUGAAGCAGUUAGGCGAGCUGUGCCUCUGGGCUGGGCCAGCUCUUGACGGGUUUAUACCGGACUCUUUUGUAUCUUUUUCUUCCAUUGCAUGUGGAGGGAGCGAGUUGGCCACUGAAUUGGAGGUUUAUAGCUUCCCACUAUUUUUUUUUUCUUUUCUGUAUUUUUUAAAUAAUAAAUCAUCUCUAAACA